AUGCUCUUAUCCCAAAUCGCCUGCCGUCUGCUGACGAAAGGCGACUAUCAGGAGAGCGCCUCGAGUUCCUCGAUGGCAACGAACAUUUCGGCUCUGUCAACCUCCAAGCUGGCCAACCAAGCAAAUCAAAAGACGCAGGAAAUUUGCACGGCGGGGGACUCUUAUCCGAUGGAUAAAUUGCUCGCCAAGCUCACUGCUCAACAAACCGAAACCGGCCAGCAGAACGAGACCAUCAUUGCGGUCGACGAAGCCAGCGAUUCCCACAAAGCAUGCUCGGGAACUUUGGAACACGGUGCUUCAAGCAAUUCCCUACCCGUCACGCCCGCCACGGACGCCUUCCCGACCACAGCUCCUAGCACGCGCCCUGCCAGCACGGCUCUAGACGACUCCCGUGUCGAUAACGACGAGGUGCUGAGGCUGAAACUACAGCUUGCCCGGGCCCAAAGCCAAAUCUCGAAACUCGACCACGAGCUGGCAAAAACCAGGUCGAUCAAGGCGGAUGCUGAAACGCAUGGAAUCGUUCUUCCCCGAGCUUCCGCAGCCGCUUCUAGGGAGAUGACGUGGGCCACUGCCGAUGAUGGCCAGUCGGACGCCAGUGACACCGCGGCGACCACGGCCUUCAAUCGCUCUCGCGGCAUCUGGGGCAACCCUAAGGGCCUCUUCGGCAACAAUGGUGCCCAAACCUCGCCCAAUGAGCUGUCUCCAGCGAACUGGUUCGGAAGCCGCGCCUUCAAUCCGGCCUACCUGGAAUCGACGCAACCAUACACCGCCAUUGAGGGAUACCGAGGGGAACGCCUCGCGCCUGAUGUCGAUUCUCUGAUGCGCACCCGCGGUGGCCGAGGCAGCCGCUUUGAUAACCGCUUGAGUGCUCCGCACCAGUUCACGGGUGGAUUUGGGGCCAUGAACGGGCCAGUGACCCAGUUUGACUCUGUUGGGGGGCCCAUGACUUCGGCCGCCAUGAACCCACCCCCUGGCCUCGGGCCCAUGGGCAUGGGUAUGUAUCCUCCAUACCAGCAGCAGCCUGUCGGGACGCCACUAUCCCCUCAUGCGUCCGAAUUCACCUCCAAGGCAAAUUGGAAGAACGAGGUUAUCCCGAUGGAUGGCCCAACUUAUCUUCCGGCUACAGAACCUCUGAACUACCGUCGCCUGCUGGACAAGAAUGUGAGCGCCAACUGGAAAUACAUCGUGGAUAAGAUUGUCUGCAACAACGACCAGCAGGCGUCCAUAUUUCUUCAGCAGAAACUCAAGGUCGGUAGUCCGGAGCAAAAGUACGAAAUCGUCGAGGCCAUCGUGGCGCAGGCGUACCCCUUGAUGGUCAACCGAUUCGGAAAUUUUCUCGUCCAACGCUGCUUCGAGCAUGGAACUCCAGAGCAGGUCAUUAAAAUUGCCGAGGCCAUUCGGGGAAACACGCUGAACCUUUCCAUGGACCCCUUUGGCUGCCACGUGGUGCAGAAGGCGUUCGACUCGGUCCCCGAGGACUACAAGGCCAUCAUGGUUCACGAGCUUCUUCGACGAAUCCCGGAAACUGUCAUCCACCGGUACGCCUGUCAUGUGUGGCAGAAGCUUUUUGAGCUCCGCUGGACCGAGUCCCCCCCCCAGAUCAUGAAGUACGUCAAUGAGGCCCUCCGAGGAAUGUGGCACGAGGUUGCCCUUGGGGAGACGGGGAGCUUGGUGGUCCAGAAUAUUUUUGAGAACUGUCUCGAGGAGGACAAGCGCCCUUGCAUUGAAGAAGUACUAGCCAACAUUGACAUUGUCGCGCAUGGCCAAUUCGGAAACUGGUGCAUCCAGCACAUCUGUGAGCACGGCGGACCGCCCGACCGCAGCCGCGCCAUCGAUCACGUUAUUCGGUACGCGGCUGAGUACAGCACCGAUCAAUUCGCCUCCAAGGUUGUCGAGAAGUGCCUGAAGAUUGGCGGCACUGACUUCUUGGGUCGAUAUCUGGAUCGAGUGUGCGAAGGCCGCAGGGACAGGACCCGGAUCCCCUUGAUCGACAUUGCGAGCGACCAAUAUGGCAACUAUUUGGUCCAGUGGAUCCUGAACAAUGCCACAGCCCAGCACCGCGAGGUGGUGGCUGCACACAUCCGCAAGCACAUGGUGUCACUGCGAGGAUCCAAGUUUGGCUCCCGCGUCGGCAUGCUGUGCACCAACCACGCCGUCACGACACGACCCGGCCCCGGUGUUGGACCCGGCAUGAGCGGCCGCAUGGGACCGGGACCACGAUUUGGAGGCACCUAUCGCUAA
Drechmeria coniospora is the source of this 2241-nucleotide messenger RNA. RefSeq names its product Pumilio-family RNA binding repeat protein. Gene Ontology annotation, biological process: post-transcriptional regulation of gene expression. Gene Ontology annotation, molecular function: mRNA 3'-UTR binding. Lineage: Eukaryota; Fungi; Ascomycota; Sordariomycetes; Hypocreales; Ophiocordycipitaceae. Bases 1 to 2241 code for a protein of 746 amino acids. The record is from RefSeq and is a predicted model, not a curated record. Gene Ontology annotation, cellular component: cytoplasm. The transcript is spliced from 4 exons.